AUGCAUGUUCCCAAGAAGCGUGGUGGGAGGGCUCUGCCAUUUGACACUGCAAUGGCCGUGUGUGUGGGGUAUGGAGCUCGUCUAGAUGGCCAUGGAUGCACUUUGCCUCAAACAUCUGAGCUGGUUUCUCUGGGGCCGGGUGAUGGGAUCCACUCUACUGCCGUUUGGAGCAAUAGUUGUCUUUCAGUAAUGACCGGGUUGUGCAAUCUACCAACGAUACUGCGACACUGCCCGUGCGCAAACACAGGCCCCCAGUUUGAAAAGCUGCAAAAGUUCAAGUGCAAUAUAGAUGUGACUGUCAGGCGCCGGUGGACAGGACAUGGUACCGUUUACCCGUAA
Molecule: messenger RNA, 339 nt
Organism: Bipolaris maydis ATCC 48331
Lineage: Eukaryota; Fungi; Ascomycota; Dothideomycetes; Pleosporales; Pleosporaceae
Source: RefSeq, a predicted model, not a curated record